UAACAAAUGUGACAAAUAUAUUUUUGGAAUAAAAAAGUUUUGAUUCCGUUAUGUUGAAUGAUUGCAUUGCAUGAUGGUACGGUAAAUAGGGAUGGAGAAGGUGAAAACUCAGUGGCGCCGAAUUCCGUGAUUCCGUAUUGUCAAAUAAAGGGAUUAAAUUUCUUAAGAUAAUUUGAUUUAAUACUAUAAUGUUAUUUAUAUUCAUUUUAUUCAAUAUUAUUAUUGUUUUAAUAUUAUUUUUUACUAUGUUUCUUUAAACUGUAAAUCAAGCCAUCUGUUGGAUAAGGGAGUGCUGCUAUCUGUCAUGCUUGCCUCAAAACCUAGUGAAGGUGUGUGAUGCGAUAUAAUAUUGAGACCUUUGCUAGUGUUGGGUUGUCUCAAUGGUGACGACCGUGUUGUAAAUCUAAUACAUCACUAGUGUCAGUCACCUGACCAAAUAGAUAGUUCUUAUUGGAGAAAAGUUCAUGAAUUAUUAAUGAGGUUCCUUAUGGCAAUUACCUGGAGCACAUUAGUAGUAAUGCAUUUCGUUUUUUGAAUCCUGUUUGCAGUCUUACAGCGGCUUUUGGAAUAGCGGUGUUGUGUUUCAAGCUAUCUCAUGUUAUGGUGUUAGCGUCGCCAUAUGUGAUGAAUCUUGUGACAUCCUUUUUGAAGUAUUGUAUUUUUGAAGUUGCUAUUCGAUAGUCGUGAAAAUAUUUUGAAUGUAUUUGUAUUCCAUUUUCCUAUGCUAAAUUAUUAAACAAUUCUAAAACAAAGUGUCUAAUCUGCGUCGACUUGAUUCAAGUGUCUGUUUACUCGUAUUACAUUCCUUGGAUGCCUGGAUCUCUACUUCCUUGUCAAAGAAGGGUCAGACAAGAUCGAUUUCACUUUGGAUGCGAAGGAGUAUAUGCAUGGACAAAGAUGUUUUGGCUUUUGAUAUGUAUUUUACUGAGCUUUGGCACCGUAACAAUCGAAGGAUGUUUCAAUGAUCUACAUGGAGAAAGCGGAAAGUUGUCGAUUAAUAAAUCCAACUGUUUAUGGACAAUUGGAAAAGGCAAAAAUAAUAUCAAUUUCAUAGUCAUCAAAUUCCAGCCAUUUGAUCUCGGAUAUAGAUGUUAUUAUUAUCAAGCGACCUACUUUGAGAUCGCUGAUGAGAAAUAUGAAUUUAGAGUUAGAGAGUGUGGUGGAAUGCGCCCAUUUGAAGUUUUGAUCAAGGAUCGUCCAGCAGUAAUCAGAUACCACUCUGAUAAUGGCUACUGGCACAGGUUUUCUGGAGUUAAUGUCACCUUCUACAUCAUCACUCAGAAAUUGUCAGGUUUCAAUGCAGAGAGCUGGAAACCUGUUUUAAAAGAAUCCAAACCUGGUGAAGUAACUGUUAACUGGGAUCCCUUGACGCUGCCAUCAAAGAACUAUAUUGUUGUACCGUUGUAUAACUCUACUGCGAAAGGGGAGCCAUUCCUGCACAUCAUUGAACAUAAAAAUAACACAUCAAUAGCAGUGGAAUACCUUAAACCAGCUACUUCAUACUGGUUCAAAGUUAUUGCUUUUGAUCCUACGAAUACGACCGGGUCCUUCAUCGAAGCCACUACAUUAUCUCUUGCAAUGAAAAAUGAGACCUUGAGGUUAAUGGGUGGACAAUUUUCCAACGAGGGAAGAGUUGAAGUAUUCAAAAAUGGCUCAUGGAAUAAGAUAUGCGGUUAUCCUUGGUGGAAUACCAAUACUGCUAACGUUGUGUGUCGAUCGUUGGGUCUACCCAGUCCUACUCAUAAUACGCCUCGUGGACUGCUUCUUGCGUCAGCAACCCCAGUAGACACGACCCUAGUGCUUUCAUAUCUUUGUAAUGGAACGGAAACAAAUCUCAAAGAAUGUUCAUGGAUUAUUGCAUCUUCAAUUUGUCAGCGAGCAAAUUUGUCUUCUCAAGCUGAAGUGGUAUGUGGACACCCAUCAGUUUUCCAUCAAAAUAUCACUGAGAUGACUGGUGUUAUUACAAGCCCUGGAUAUCCAUCAUUCAUGAUGCAAGCCGAUUACCGCUGGACAUUCAUGCAAAGCUUGACUCGUACACAUGUAGUUCUAAAAUUUGAUGAACUGGAUUUACGGCGGUCUUGGAAUAAUGGUUACAGCAGUGUUUCCAUUCAGGAAUCCGGCAGAGUGUAUCGCAACCGUUUGUAUCAUGGAGUUGCAACAGUGUUCACUUUACCUGGCCAACUUAAGUUUUAUUCGUCUGUUUCAACUCGUCGAUAUAUUAAUAGUCAGUCUGGAAGGGGAAUGCUAGUAAGGUUCUUUUCCUGCAGAGAACAAGAGUCUACACUAAAUAAUUGGACCAUAUCAUUUUCGAGCCACCACUACAACAGUAUCUCUGCCCAUUGGACACAGAGUAAUGUUACAGGCUAUGAUAUUUUGGGAUUUUUGAUGUCCUGCAAUUCUAAACAGGAGUGGGCUAACGAAACAUUUUACCAUUUUGGAGAAAGCAAUUCAACCACUUUGACUUGCAAUGGGCUUAUUUGGUACACUCAGUAUGACGUGUAUGUGUUGAUGAUGGUGAGAACAGGAGAUACCUGUACAGCAUACAAGUCAAACACGUCAAUAACAACACAAGAAUCGUGUAAGUUUUUAUUUUUAAGCAAUUAGCAGUUAUUUCCCAUUCAUUUGCUAGUGAUAACUAUAAUGUUUGUUAGUGAUUAAUAUGUUUUUCUUCUUGCUUCCUCAUCUUGUCUUCUUUCUUCCUUGUAUUAUCUCCUUCGUCAUAAUCUCACUGCCUUACUUGGCUAUCCUUCAUUUUGAUUCCCAUCUCCCCUUAACUCCCCGUAUAUUCCAUCUAGCGUCACUUUAUGAGAGUCAGUCCUACCAUUGACGUGAUUCAAGACAUUCGGUUUGUUUUUGUUCUGUUUCGUUCUGAUUUGUUUAUUUUUGUUGCAUUUUUUUAGUUAAAUUCGCAAGAAUUCGUGAGCUGGGGCAUUAGGGUGGAAUUAAUAGAUCAAUAUUGUCAAAACAAUUGUCACAUUUUGUAUUUGAACGAUUCAUAUUGAGAAAAAAAUAACUGAAAUUAUGAGAAGAAAAAAAAGAAAACUUUGGAGACCUGGCAAUUAUUUUGCCUCUAAGGUUUCCUAACACUUAUAGUGCAAGUCCAGAUAAAAUUAGUAAAACUCAGUUUAGAACUAAAGGGACUGGAUUUUUAGAAAUGAGGUUUGGCUAAGCUCGUCCUGUCAUGAUAAGCUUGAAGCUUUUCUAUUAACUGCAACAAUU
Messenger RNA from Exaiptasia diaphana, 3219 nucleotides. RefSeq names its product deleted in malignant brain tumors 1 protein. The record is from RefSeq and is a predicted model, not a curated record. NCBI's taxonomy places the organism in Eukaryota, Metazoa, Cnidaria, Anthozoa, Actiniaria, Aiptasiidae. Gene Ontology annotation, cellular component: membrane. Bases 811 to 2604 code for a protein of 597 amino acids. Gene Ontology annotation, molecular function: protein binding. The transcript has 8 exons.